Molecule: messenger RNA, 4362 nt
Organism: Phaethon lepturus (White-tailed tropicbird)
Lineage: Eukaryota; Metazoa; Chordata; Aves; Phaethontiformes; Phaethontidae
Gene: LRRC7
Product: leucine rich repeat containing 7
Exons: 24
Coding region: 1-4362 (1453 amino acids)
Biological process (GO): neurotransmitter receptor transport postsynaptic membrane to endosome; neurotransmitter receptor transport, endosome to postsynaptic membrane
Cellular component (GO): adherens junction; postsynaptic membrane; postsynaptic density
Molecular function (GO): protein binding
Source: RefSeq, a predicted model, not a curated record
AUGACAACCAAAAGGAAAAUUAUCGGCCGCUUGGUGCCCUGCCGGUGUUUUCGUGGUGAAGAAGAAAUCGUCUCAGUGUUAGAUUACUCUCACUGUGGCCUACAGCAGGUGCCAAAGGAGGUUUUUAACUUUGAACGGACAUUAGAGGAGCUUUACCUAGAUGCCAAUCAAAUUGAGGAGCUACCUAAGCAACUGUUCAACUGUCAAGCUUUACGCAAACUGAGUAUACCAGACAAUGACCUUUCAAGUCUGCCAACCACUAUUGCUAGCUUAGUUAAUCUCAAAGAACUUGAUAUCAGUAAAAAUGGAAUUCAAGAUUUUCCAGAAAAUAUUAAAUGUUGUAAGUGUUUAACAAUUAUUGAAGCCAGUGUCAAUCCAGUCUCUAAGCUGCCAGAUGGCUUCACACAACUUCUAAAUUUGACCCAGCUCUAUCUAAAUGAUGCCUUUUUGGAGUUUCUUCCAGCUAACUUUGGAAGACUUGUCAAGUUGCGAAUUUUGGAGUUAAGAGAAAAUCACUUGAAAACUCUCCCAAAGUCAAUGCACAAACUGACUCAGCUGGAAAGACUUGAUCUGGGCAAUAAUGAAUUCUCUGAGCUGCCUGAGGUUCUUGAACAAAUACAAAAUCUAAAGGAAUUGUGGAUGGACAAUAAUUCUUUGCAAAUGCUACCUGGGUCUAUAGGGAAGUUAAAACAGCUCGUGUACCUGGACGUGUCAAAAAACAGGAUAGAAACUGUUGAUUUGGACAUAUCAGGAUGUGAAGGACUUGAAGAUCUCCUGUUGUCAUCCAAUAUGUUGCAGCAACUGCCAGACUCCAUAGGGCUGUUGAAAAGGCUUACAACUUUAAAAGUAGAUGACAAUCAGCUUACAAUUCUGCCAAAUGCAAUUGGAAAUUUAUCUUUAUUAGAAGAAUUUGACUGCAGCUGUAAUGAGUUGGAGUCCUUACCUUCUACCAUCGGAUACCUUCAUAACCUGAGGACAUUGGCUGUGGAUGAGAAUUUCCUUCCUGAACUGCCCAGAGAAAUUGGAAGCUGUAAAAACGUAACAGUGAUGUCUCUGCGCUCUAACAAGCUAGAGUUUCUUCCGGAUGAAAUUGGUCAGAUGCAGAAGCUGAGAGUGUUAAAUCUGAGCGAUAACAGACUGAAGAAUUUACCAUUCACUUUUACUAAACUUAAAGAACUUGCAGCUUUGUGGCUUUCUGACAACCAGUCCAAGGCUCUCAUUCCACUGCAAACUGAGGCUCACCCAGAAACAAAGCAGAGAGUACUGACUAACUACAUGUUUCCCCAGCAGCCCCGCAGCGAUGAAGAUUUCCAGUCAGACAGUGAUAGUUUUAACCCUACUUUAUGGGAGGAGCAAAGACAGCAACGCAUGACUGUUGCCUUUGAAUUUGAAGAAAAAAAGGAAGAGGAAGAAAAUGCAGGGAAAGUUGAAAUAAAUCUAAAACGUUAUCCGACUCCAUACCCGGAGGAUUUAAAGAAUAUGGUAAAAUCAGUUCAAAAUCUGGUGGGCAAAACAAGCCAUGGAGUACGGCCUGAGAACUCAACACCAACCGUGAACAGUGAACAAACAGUGAAAGAAAAGUAUGAGCACAAGUGGCCCAUGGCACCAAAGGAGAUUUCAGUGGAGGAUGCCUUUGGACAUCCUGCCAGUGAGAUGAGGAUAGGGGAACUUCGUCCUUCCAUGCCAGAGACUCCGUUGUACCCACCCAAACUUGUUCUUCUGGGUAAAGAGAAGAAAGAAUCGACAGAUGAGUCUGAAGCAGAUAAGAUCCAUUGUCUGAAUAACAGCGUUUCCUCAGGCACUUACUCAGACUAUUCCCCUUCUCAGGCUUCCUCAGGAUCCUCCAACGCGCAUGUUAAAAUGGGGUCCUUGCAGACAACGGCUAAAGAAGCAGUGAAUAACUCUUUGUGGGCAAACAGGCUGGCACAGUCAUUUCCACAGCCCCUUGAAACAAAGCCAUUGCUGAGCCAGCGGGAAUCCGCUCCGGUGGGGAACCUGCCGCAGCGCACCGACAGGCGCCCACUGAGCGACACCUUCGCCGACAGCUGGAACGACAGCUCGCACUACGACAACACGGGGUUCGUUGCAGAGGAGAGCACGGUGGAGAAUCCUAGUGCUAACCCCCUCCUGAGCACGAAAUCUAGAAGCACAUCUGCGCACGGACGCAGGCCGUUGAUUAGGCAAGACAGGAUAGUUGGCAUUCCCCUGGAGCUAGAGCAGCCGACGCUCAGAAACACACACGAAUCUGAAGUGCCUCCUCCCAACCCUUGGCAAAAUUGGACCAGAACCCCUAGUCCUUUUGAAGACAGGACAGCUUUUCCUUCCAAACUGGAAAGCACCCCCACCAGCAGCCCUUUGCCUGAGCGGAAAGAUCAUGUCAAAGAGUCUCCUGAAAUGACUAGCUCUUUCACUCCAGGAAUAGCGUGGGAGUAUCACGAUUCAAAUGCUAACAGAAGUCUCACAAAUGUCUUUUCCCAUCUCCACUGCCGCCCAGAUCCUUCCAAAAGCGUUAUUUCGAUCAGCAAGAGUACAGAACGGCUUUCUCCGAUGCUGAGGGACUUAAAAACUAACAAAUUUAAGAAGUCGCAAAGUAUCGAUGAAAUAGACAUUGGUACAUACAAAGUGUAUAAUAUACCCUUAGAAAACUAUGCAUCUGGUAAUGAUACUGUAGGAACCCACGAGAGGGUGGACAAGCUCCUGGGCCCGGAGCACGGCAUGCUGAGCAUGUCCCGCAGCCAAUCGGUCCCCAUGCUGGAUGACGAGCUGCUCACCUAUGGCAGUGUCAAGGUGCAGCCGCAGCAGAAGUCGUCCGUCACGAAGAAAGUCUACCAGUUCGACCAAAGCUUCAACCCGCAGGGAGCAGUGGAGGUCACAGCGGAGAAGAGGCUACCGCCACCUUUCCAGCUCAACCCUGAGUACAUUCCCCAGCAGAGUAAAAACCUGCCCCAGGAUCUAGUCAGCCCAAGGGCGUACCGUGGCUACCCCCCCGUGGAGCACAUGUUCUCCUUCUCCCAGCCUUCAGUGAACGAGGAGGCGGUCGGUGCGCCCUUUGCGAGCCAGGGGUCUCGGCCAGGGUUCUUGAGGAGAGCGGAUUCGUUGGCCAGCUCCACCGAGAUGUCCAUGUUCAGGAGAGUCAGUGAGCCCCAUGAGCUGCCCCCCAGCGAUAGGUAUGGCAGGCCUCCGUACCGAGGAGCUGUGGAGCGCCAAAGCAGUAUCUCGGUCUCUGAGUCUCAGUUCCUCAAGAGGAACGGCAGGUACGAAGACGAGCAUCCUUCCUACCAAGAAGUGAAAGCCCAGACUGGAAACUUUCCAGUUAAAAACCUUACACAAAGGAGGCCGUUGUCUGCAAGAAGCUACAGUACAGAGAGUUAUGGCACGUCCCAAACCAGGCCAGUUUCAGCGAGGCCUACAAUGGCAGCUCUGCUGGAAAAGAUACCGUCAGACUAUAACUUGGGUAACUAUGGCGACAAGCCUUCCGAUAACAGUGAUAUAAAGACAAGGCCUACCCCUGUGAAGGGAAAUGAGAGCUGUGCUAAAAUGCCUGCUGACUGGAGACAACAGCUACUUAGACAUAUAGAAGCUAGAAGGUUAGACAGGACCGCUGCUUACAAACACAACACAGUUAGCCUUGGCAUGCUGCACUCUGGAGGUUUUUCAGCAAUGCAUGCCGGCAGAAGCAUGACUUUAAACUUGCAGACUAAAUCUAAAUUUGAAAACCAAAUGCUUCAAGAGCUACCUCUACCGAAAACCCCGUCGCAGCAGAGCAGCAUUCUGGACAACGGGCAGGAGGAGGUGUCUGUGAGCAGCCAGUGGAACCCCUACCCGCUGGGGCGGCGGGACGUGCCGCCGGACACCGUCACGAAGAAGGCAGGUAGCCAUAUCCAGACUUUAAUGGGAUCACAAAGCCUACAGCAUCGGAGCCGCGAGCAGCAGUAUGAAGGGAACAUGAACAAAGUCACCAUUCAGCAGUUUCAGCCACCGCUGCCUAUUCAGAUUCCCUCUUCGCAGAGCUCUCGAGCACCUCAGACAGGGCGGUGUUUAAUCCAGACCAAGGGUCAGAGAAGUACGGAUGCGUAUCAGGAGCAGUUUUGUGUGAGGAUAGAGAAGAAUCCUGGCCUUGGUUUUAGUAUCAGUGGUGGAAUAAGUGGACAAGGAAAUCCAUUCAAACCUUCUGAUAAGGGUAUCUUUGUUACUAGGGUUCAGCCUGACGGACCAGCAUCCAGCCUGCUCCAGCCUGGCGAUAAGAUCCUCCAGGCAAAUGGACACAGUUUUGUACAUAUGGAACAUGAGAAGGCUGUAUUACUACUGAAGAGUUUCCAGAAUACAGUAGACCUAGUUAUUCAACGUGAGCUUACCGUCUAA